AUGCCGAGAGAUUCCCGCAGAUUGACUGGACCUGAAGAAUGUUUCAGUCCUUACGACUUUUGUUGUUCGGCAGAGAAAAAACCAGGAGUCGCCAUCUCCGACUGUAUGGAAGUGGAUAAUGCAAGAACUGAUGGCAGAAUUUCUAGUCAGCUAAGACCUGUCUUUCUGAGGGCUGGUGUAGUUAGUCAAGCCAGGGGAUCUGCAUACAUUGAGCUGAACCAAACCAAAGUUAUAUGUUCUGUUUAUGGUCCCAGAGAGGUGUUGCGGAGAGAGGACUUCAGUUUAAAGGGUCAGCUGACCUGUGACUUCAAGUUUCUGACAUUUUCCUGCAAGCAGCGACGCAUGCACCAGCAGGACGAACAUGAGAAGGACAUGGCAGUACGCAUCCUGGAAGCCAUGGAGUCCAGUGUCUGUCUGCAUAAGUAUCCCAAGUCACAGAUCAACAUCUACGUCAUGGUAUUACAAAAUGAUGGAUCUGCGCUAUCUGCAGCCAUCUUGGCUUCCUGUGUUGCUCUGGCGUCUGCUGGUAUAGAGAUGUAUGACCUAGUGCUCGCCUCCUCAGUGGCCAUAUGUGGAACUCAGAUGUUGACAGAUCCAACAGCACAGGAGGAGGACGCAAUUCUUGACAGUAGCGAGAAAGUGGAAUCAGCAGGUAUCACCACCAUGGCAUUCCUUCCCUCUGUGAAUCAAGUGUCAGCGGUAUCAUUUGAUGGCCAGGUGUCACUGGACACACUCAAACAGAGUCAACAAGUCUGUAUAGAAAACUGCCAAAAAAUAUACCAGGUUGUUCGACAGUGUCUUGUAACUUAUGCUAUGGAGAAACGAAAACUGAAGGGCAGAUGA
Molecule: messenger RNA, 843 nt
Organism: Candidula unifasciata
Lineage: Eukaryota; Metazoa; Mollusca; Gastropoda; Stylommatophora; Geomitridae
Source: the annotation of a GenBank genome assembly